AAAACAAGAAUGGAGAAAAUUACUACUGCACCUUUUUCUCACAACAAUACAACAGAUGCCACUGGAAAAAAUGGCUCUUUGUAUGAUGAACAUGCUGAGCUGAGACAGUCUCUUAACAUCAUGUCUCUCAUCGUUUACUGUCUGGCCUUUGUUCUUGGUGUGCUCGGUAAUGGAGUGGUUAUCUGGGUGACCGGGUUCAAGAUGAAGAAAACUGUUAACACAGUUUGGUUCCUCAACCUCGCUUUGGCCGACUUCCUCUUCACAGCAUUCCUGCCCCUGAGUGUUACAUACACAGCUAUGGACUUCCACUGGCCUUUCGGCAAGUUCAUGUGCAAACUUCACAGCACUAUGACCUUCCUGAACAUGUUUGCCAGUGUCUACAUUCUGGUGGUGAUCAGUGUUGACAGAUGUGUGUCUGUGGUGUGGCCCGUCUGGACCCGGAACCAUCGAAGUGUACGCAAGGCGUCCUUUGUGAGUCUGGGUGUUUGGGUUCUGGCUCUGAUUCUCAGCGCUCCAUACUUCAUCUUCAGAAACACUGGGCCAUCACAUGACAAUAACGACAUCAUCAACUGCUUCAACAACAUGACUAUGAAACACCGUCUGUGA
Molecule: messenger RNA, 606 nt
Organism: Perca flavescens (yellow perch)
Lineage: Eukaryota; Metazoa; Chordata; Actinopteri; Perciformes; Percidae
Product: chemokine-like receptor 1
Exons: 1
Coding region: 10-606 (198 amino acids)
Biological process (GO): complement receptor mediated signaling pathway; inflammatory response; phospholipase C-activating G protein-coupled receptor signaling pathway
Cellular component (GO): plasma membrane
Molecular function (GO): complement receptor activity; G protein-coupled receptor activity
Source: RefSeq, a predicted model, not a curated record